Messenger RNA from Dermacentor andersoni, 2796 nucleotides. It is a transcript of the gene cni, whose product is annotated as protein cornichon. Gene Ontology annotation, biological process: vesicle-mediated transport. The record is from RefSeq and is a predicted model, not a curated record. NCBI's taxonomy places the organism in Eukaryota, Metazoa, Arthropoda, Arachnida, Ixodida, Ixodidae.
UUCAUGCGUCGAACUGGAUAUAUGUCUAGGCAUUCUUGCCCUCUAGUUAAAUUGGUGGCUCAAUGGAGGCGCGGCGCUCGUAUCGCUAACGGCGCUGGACAGCGAAAAUGGCGUUCAGCUUCGUUGCGCUGUGCUACAUCGUAGCUCUAAUUCUCACGGCAUUCCUCAUAUUUAUGGCCGUAUUUCACGUCAUUGCUUUCGACGAACUGAAGAACAACUACAAGAAUCCCAUCGAGCAGUGCGACAGCCUCAACCCACUGGUGCUUCCCGAGUACCUGGUGCACAUUCUCUACAAUGUGCUCUUCCUCUUUGCGGGCGAGCUCUUCACUGUGCUGCUUAACCUGCCACUCAUCGGGUACCACAUCAACAGGUACCGGCAGCGUCCCGUGAUGAGCGUGCCUGGCCUGUACGACCCUACGAGCAUAAUGAACGCUGACCAGCUGAGCCGGGCGAUGCGUGAGGGAUGGGUCAAGCUGGCCUUCUACCUGCUCUCCUUCUUCUACUACCUCUACGGCAUGAUCCACUCCCUGAUUACGGUGGAGUGAGUGUGGGCCACACCCGGGAAGGAAAAGCGGCAACCCAGGCGAAGAAGGAUCCUUCCAAUCGGCUGUCGCCCCGUGAAGCAAGGCUGCGACUUCCUGAAGUGCUUGCUAAGCCAAGUGCGAUGUGCGCCGUGAACUGUACCGGAACUGUUUCUGCGGACUGGAGGUUGUGUCCUUCCCCGCCUCGGAGAGUGUGCCGUAUUUAUGUGCCGAUGUACAGCUGUGUGUGUGUGUGUGUGUGUACGUGUGACCUGCUAGUGCAAUGUUUCAAGAGUACAUGGGGCCUUUGCCUGGGCUCUUUUGCUUAGGGUUAAAUAAAAACAUUGUAGCUUAACUUUUGUCUGUCGUCUGCUACUUAUCGCUUGACCGAAGUCUCCCCUGCAGGUGCAAAUGGAUAUUUUACCUGUUCAUCCAUUUUUGUGUGUGUGCUUUUUUCACAGCUGCGCUAGCAUCAAAGGCAUACUCGCAUGUGCACUGACUGACACUUGCUCUGCACUCCUUUCGUGGGUGGAGCAUUAUUUGAGUGGUUUAAGUGGGCACAACUGGCUGCGAGUGCUGGUUAAAGUGACUGUGAUUCAGAGUGGACGGGAGCACAAGUGACCACGGGUAAGUUUGAAUGGAAGUGACUAUAAACGCUAGUGAGUGUUUGCGAGUAUGAAUGGGUGCAAGUGCAUAGCCUGUGAAAAGAUUCGCGAGUAAUGAUGAAUGAGUAUAUGCUUAUUAUGCCAACCUAUGACUAGCAGGGUGUCUUAUCUGAACCGUACCUAACCUGAACUAGAAAAAAAAAGAAUGUUACUGGUUUGCAUGUGGCGUUUAAGGUGGCAUUGGGGUCAAGAAAUGUGCCUAUUUGAUGCUGUUAUUUCAUCAUCAUCAUCAGCCUGGUUACGCCCACUGCAGGGCAAAGGCCUCUCCCAUACUCCCAUGCUGUUAUUUAACGUCCAUCAAUUCACUGCACUUUUGGCAAGGGUAAUAUGUGGAAGUGUGAUGCAAUAAAGAGCAAGAAGAGAUCACCAAGAACAUGUACAGUAGCAAUCAGGAUGAUAGAGAUAAGAAAAAUGGUUAAACUGUUUUGUGUUCAGGACAUGGGCAUGAUUUCCAAGAAAACCCGAAGUUUAUAUAGAUGUGUGUUUAGUAUUAUGUAGUGUUGGUAAGUGAUCAAGUGUUUGAAGAUUUUAAGUACUCCAUUUGAACCGUUUGAUUAUUAUUAACUUAACCUAAACUCAUUGUUGUAUAUUAAGCCAAAGCACUUGCAUAAAUGAGCGUAAUGAUCAUUACCUCUUACAAAACUCGCUAUUAGCCGUUCAUCAAUGGUGCCUUAAAUGGAAUAUGCAACUUAACCUAGAUAAAGCUGUCCUCUUGCGAAUUUCACGCAAAAAGCAGGUUUCUCCUUUCUCUUACAGCCUUCUAAGUCAUUCUAUUAUGGAGGUCACACAUCAUAAAUACUUAGGGGUUACAAUAACAAACGAUUUAACCUGGUCUGCGCAUAUUGCAAACAUUUGUUCCUCGUCAUUUUCCAAGCUGUGCUUUCCGAGGCGGAAGCUUAGAGGCGCUCCAAAACGUCUUUCAUACAUAACAUUUAUUAGAUCAAAAUUGGAGUGCGCGUUGGUCUUAUGGGACCCGUUCAUAAAGAAGGACAUUUACCAGCUUGAGAUGGUGCAAAGGAAAGCAAUUAGGUUUAUUUAUAACAAAUACAGAAGGCUUGAUUCACCUACGACACUAAUGAGAACAAAUAACAUCCAACUACUUUAAGUACGUAGGAAAAUGUCCCGUUUGUUGUUCCUGCAUAACCUUUUAGCACAUAAACUAAACAUUUCGCAUCCCCCAGUACUUAAACAGCUAUCGUCUAGACGAACACACCACACAGGAAGUCAUUUACUGGAACCAAUUUUUGCAAGAACUGAAACAUUCAAACACAGUUUUUUCCUGAGGACCGUUUCCGACUGGAACUGUCUUCCCGGAGCCAUUUUCCAGUGCCCUAAUUUUGUUAAAGCUAUAGAAGAGCAUUUGUUUGAGUGAAUGAGUGCUGUAUAUGUGCGUAUACGUGUAUAUAUGUAUAAAUAUGUAUAUGUGUAUACAUAUUUUUCUGCUUGUUUAUUAGGGACAAUCUCUUAAACUGCCGUUCUUUGUUUUCUUUUUUCUUUUUAUGUCACAGUGUAUUUCCAUGCCUUGCAUAGCCCCUCCUGCAUGGGCCAUAACUGUUGGCCUGCAGUAUUCUGAAAUAAAUAACUCAAAUAAAACAACUCUUCACAAAAUA